UGAGCGCUCCUUUCCAAGAUGGCGGCGGAGGGAGGUGGGAAGGAGAUGAACGAGAUUAAGACCCAGUUCACCACCCGGGAGGGGCUGUACAAGCUGCUGAGCCACUCGGAGUACAGCCGGCCUAACCGCGUGCCCUUCAACUCGCAGGGCUCCAACCCCGUCCGCGUCUCCUUCGUCAACGUCAACGACCAGAGCGGCAACGGGGACCGGCUCUGCUUCAAUGUGGGCCGGGAGCUCUACUUCUACAUCUACAAGGGGGUCCGCAAGGCUGCGGACUUGAGUAAACCAAUAGACAAAAGGAUAUACAAAGGAACACAGCCUACAUGCCACGACUUCAAUCACUUAACAGCCACAGCAGAAAGUGUGUCUCUUCUAGUGGGCUUCUCUGCAGGCCAGGUCCAACUUAUAGACCCUAUUAAAAAAGAAACUAGCAAAUUAUUUAAUGAGGAAAGACUAAUAGACAAGUCCCGAGUAACCUGUGUAAAAUGGGUACCAGGUUCGGAAAGCCUUUUCCUAGUAGCUCAUUCCAGUGGCAAUAUGUACUUGUAUAACGUGGAGCACACUUGUGGUACCACAGCCCCGCACUACCAGCUACUUAAGCAAGGAGAGAGUUUUGCAGUGCACACUUGCAAGAGUAAAUCCACAAGAAACCCUCUGCUUAAAUGGACAGUAGGUGAGGGUGCCCUGAACGAAUUUGCCUUUUCCCCUGAUGGGAAGUUCUUGGCGUGCGUGAGCCAGGAUGGUUUUCUUCGCGUGUUUAACUUUGACUCGGUGGAAUUGCAUGGUACAAUGAAAAGCUACUUUGGAGGACUGCUGUGUGUGUGUUGGAGCCCCGAUGGGAAGUACAUAGUGACAGGAGGAGAGGAUGACUUGGUGACAGUUUGGUCCUUCGUGGACUGUCGAGUCAUAGCGCGAGGCCACGGACACAAAUCGUGGGUCAGCGUGGUGGCCUUUGAUCCGUACACCACUAGUGUAGAAGAGAGCGACCCCAUGGAAUUUAGCGGAAGCGAUGAGGAUUUCCAAGACCUUCAUUUUGGCAGAGAUCGAGCGAAUAGCACGCAGUCCAGACUGUCCAAAAGGAACUCUACAGACAGUCGUCCAGUAAGUGUUACGUAUAGAUUUGGUUCGGUAGGCCAGGACACGCAGCUGUGUUUGUGGGAUCUUACAGAAGAUAUCCUCUUCCCCCACCAACCUCUGUCAAGAGCAAGGACACAUACAAAUGUCAUGAAUGCCACAAGUCCGCCUGCGGGAAGCGGUGGAACUAACCCGGGAAGUAAUGGAAACAGUAUCACAACACCUGGAAACUCUGUACCCCCUCCUCUUCCACGGUCAAACAGCCUUCCCCACUCUGCAGUCUCAAACGCUGGCAGUAAGAGCAGUGUCAUGGAUGGUGCCAUUGCUUCUGGCGUUAGUAAAUUUGCAACCUUAUCGCUACACGAUCGGAAGGAAAGACACCAUGAAAAAGAUCACAAGAGAAACCAUAGCAUGGGACAUAUAUCUAGCAAGAGCAGUGACAAACUGAACCUAGUUACUAAAACCAAAACGGACCCAGCUAAAACUUUGGGAACACCUCUCUGUCCCCGAAUGGAAGAUGUUCCCUUGUUAGAGCCUCUUAUCUGUAAAAAGAUAGCACAUGAAAGACUGACUGUGUUAAUUUUUCUUGAAGACUGUAUAGUCACUGCUUGUCAGGAGGGAUUUAUUUGCACAUGGGCAAGGCCUGGUAAAGUGGGUACUUCAGAGUUGCUUAGUGGAUGUAAUCUUCUGACAAGAAAGACCUUCCAGUUGCUGCUGGAUUUAAUAGACUUGUGAAGAAUGCUUCAGUAAUGAACUAGUGAAUUCUGAUUCAACCUUGUCACUUUCCAACAAAACUUCCCUGGUAAAAAUUUCAGAAGUGCUUCAGUGGCUUGUUUGCUCUAAAGUUCUGCCUAUUACUUCUUUCACCAUCUAGUCCAUAAGUAAUAACUAGGAAACUUUUUGUUCUCAUGAAAUAUGCAGGAUCUUUGUACAUCCUGAAUGUCAAGUGUAGAGAACAACCCACUUCAGUCUACCUCAACAGUGUUUCAAUCAGAUAUUCCCUGCAUAAAGAAAUACAAAUAAAGGUGUUUUUCAGGUUCUUUCAGGUGAGGUCUAUGGAAGGCACCAGGUUAAGUUCCAUGUGCUUUGUUAUAUAUAAAUGUCAUAUGGACCAUAUGCAAAUACAGUCUGCCAGAAAUCCUGCAAACUACUCAGGUUCAUGACGUGUCUGAAAUGAUCAAUGUUUUUUUUAAAAAGAAGGGCUUUGAUUUGAGCAGAAAUUUGAUGACUUGAAUCCAGUCAGUCUUGCCCUCUUUCCCCUCUUUCCACUUCUUCUGAGGUCAGGGUUUACUUCCAUCAUCAUGACCUCUCAGUUCUUGGAUCCAAGUUUGAAAGAGCUCCUGUAGAUUCUGAAGAAGUGACAUAAUUCUGUCUUCUGUCUGUAUGCUAACUGCUGCCUGAUCUUGUCUAGUUUGAUGGAUCUGAGUCCCAGGAUCUUAAUUUUGAGGUAAGAACAUAAGCUGGGAGCUGCUUAGAGGAGUUGCUGAAAGUGCAUUUAUCAUUCCUACAAGGUGAGGAGUUGCAUGGGGAUAUUUGCUGGUGUGCUUCCAGCUGCCAGUGUGCUUCCAGCUGCCAGCAUGCCCCUUGGCCUGCUGGCACUCAGUAGAACUAAUGACCUUAUAAGGCUAAAUUGUAUUUUGACAAUAAGCUUUUCCUGAAUAAGCCUGAUAGUUAUUUUAUGUGAAUUAUUAAAAAGUGGUUACUGUGCAUUAAUCUGAAAUGGAAUCUGUCCAUUGGUACCCAGAGGUUUGAUCUGUAAGGUGAAGUUGCUUUAAUCCAGAGCAGCAGCCUCUGUGUGGUGAGGGGCACUGUGCAGUUGUAGGGCUGUGUGUGAAACAAGAUUUGAAUGGCAGGGUAGUUGGAAGAGCUGGUACCAAGUUUUCCUGAGUGUUAACUUAAAUUAUAAUAGGAAAUCUCUACUGAACUCUUGUCAGUGUUUAAUUCUGUUUUAAAAUUACCAAUACAAAUAUUUGGUUAGACAAUCUAUUUUUCUAUUCAAACCUUGUAAUACUCAAUCACAUACAAGAGAUGAAGUGUUUCCCUGUAUCAGGUCAGGUGUCAAACAUUGAUAUUGCAAUAGAUUUUUUUUGACACCACCUCAGUAAAAUGCUGUUCACAUUUUUGGUGUAUGAUUAUUAAAGUUUCAGAGUUCACUAUGACUCCAAGUGCAAGGUAGAUUAAACCAAAUGCUGGGAUCAGAUCCAUUCCGUGUCACAACGCACACGUUUCUGCCUGUCUGAGAGCUCUCUGUGCGCUGCUUGCCUGAGACCGUGCUGCUGCCUUAGAGCCUUUGUAGGAGGGAAGGUGCUGAUGUCUGAAGUAAUAAACAAGUGUUGGUAAAAAUCAACUGUACUCAUUGUAGGUUGAGGUUAAGAACUUUAUAAAAUUCAUGUCAGGUUCUCUUGCUGGAUUAAUGUAAACUGCUUUGUUUGCAGGGUUUAUUGUCAUCCCAAAACCAGGCCAAUUCUCCAAGUGGAACUGUAGUAUAGCCAUCACACUACUGCUAGCAAAUCUCUGAACGCAGGACAAGAAGUAAUGACAGUGGAACCACGAGCUGUUCUUCAGGCAAAGAGCAUCACAAAUUAUAAUGUGGCAGAGUGUAAACAUGGAAUUAUGUGAAUCACAUAGUGACUUGCAAAGGACAAAUGUAAGGAGUUCUCACUACAGCUGAUCCUGCUAGGCUGCUCACCCAAGGAAGAGUUUGCAUUGGAGUAAAAGCAAAAAGCUUCCUUUAGUAUUGCAGGAAAAAGUAGUAACAUUUUUGUUUUCUUUAUACUUUUCAAGUCCAGUGUAAUUUAAUCUCUAUAAAUAUAUAAAUAAAAGAUAUAUAUAUAUAUAUAUAUAUAGUGUAAAAUAAGAUAUGUUUCUUAAAUUCAAGUAAGUUCAAUGGUUAAACUAGUACUUCACCAUUGUUUAUUUUGCACUGAUUUUUUUAACCAGAGAUGGCUAGAAGACAGCCUGGAAUGCACUCAUGGAAAAUGAAAGUCAUUACUUUCUGGCUUCAAAAUGUUUUUCAGGAAGAUGGAUGCUGCAAUCAUAGAUUUUUUUAAAACAAAAUUGUUUUGCACUUAAAUAGUUUAAUGCUUAUAGAGAAUUACUUUAAAAUUGGUGUCCAGACACCAGAAAAACUAUGUUGUGGAGAAAAGAUCCUUUGUAUCUAUUAAACAUUUAUUUUAAUAUUGUUGUUUCCAACUGCAAUCGGCUCUGUAUUAUAUGUAUAAAUAAUGUAAUUCAGUGAUGGGGGAUGGGAGUAAUGGAUCAUUACACUAGAAAUUCUCAUUCAUUUAAGAAAGUGAUAUUUCUAAUUCAGAAAAUACAUAUUAAACUAUCUUGAAUAUGCAUUUCUGUUUACUUUCUGUUCAAAUCCAAUCACUUUUGAUGUAACCAAUUCUUUGCUGAAUUAAAUGUUUGGUACAGAAAUACUAUCUAAACUUUGUAGAACAAAUUCCUUUCAAAAAUAUCUUACCUAGAACAUUGCUUCAUAUUUAAUGGACUUGAAUUUCAAUUAGGAAAGUGAAAUACAAUUGUUCUGUUCUUGUUCUUAAUGGCUUAUCUCCAAACACAUCCUGCAGUUUAAAUACAUCAUACAGCAGCAACUCCACAGACAGGCAGCUUCAUGGGGUAAGGAUUUUGUCACCGUGUAGUCCCGUGCAUUUGGAGUUGGGAAGUGGAAGAUCCCACAGCAGUGGCUGUACACACUUCCUGACUUGUCAAUCAGAAACUGGGCUAACAUAUUGGAGUAGCAUUUCUGAGGCUCAUUUCUCUUACAUCAGGCAUCUCAUUUAUAAUUCAGUGGUCCUAAACUGAUAAGUGUGAUGGGGAUAGACGUAUCCAUGGAUUUGCAGAGGUUAAUGUUGCUUGUCUAAACACUUGUCAUUUUUAAUCAGUCAGCACACCACUUAACUUGUUUUCAGUAGUUCUUGCAAAGACUAACAGUCCAUGUCCAGCCCCAGACUGACAGAGAAUAGAAGUAUCCAUCAUAUGCUUCCCUUUUUCUUAUGCAGAAACGUUCACCACUGGGAUUUGCAGAAUCCUGCAGGCACAGUAGAGCAGAGGCUGCUGGCCCAGAAGCAUGAACUUGCCUGAGGGUGCGCAUACUGCAGCUGUGGGCACAAGUUAAUGCACUUCCUGCUCUCCAACAAUAAAGCUGGGUAGCAUUUUUAUAAUUACAAGUAAACUUAAGACAUUUUCUGGCAUGAAAAGCAAUUUGUUUUCAGGAAAUGAAUGAACAUUUGGGGAGAAGCAACUGCAGUAGCUUGUAACUAAGUCUCAUCCUUGCAAUGCAGCCAGCAUGUAGAGAACUGCCAGAUCCAUUUAUAAGCUGGGAAUUAGUUCCCUACUUUAUUCAAGAUGUAGCUGUGCUUUACAAUUCUUAUCUGUCUUCUUCUAAAAUACGAGGAAUGGGGAAAAUACUGAAACUGAGCAGGAUUAUUUUUCAGAAGUUUUGUUUUAUUAACAUAGUGGGCUUAACUGUUAAAAUACAGAUAAACCUCAUCACUGAAAACUAGUGUAGUUAUCUCCCCAUAGACUUCUUGUAGAUAACUGCUUCACAUGGACUGAGUCAAAAUGGAACAGUUGAAAAAAUAUGCAGUAACUUUAAAAGAUUUUUUCCUUCAGCUGGAAAAAUACAAAACCAGUAGGGAAAGAAUUGCAAUAUCCAACACCAGGGGAACAGCAGCAGCUACUCACAUCUGGGUUGGCAGGGACAUUCCCUGCCACAAAUUGUAGUCCAGCAGCACACAAGGUAUGUGGGGGGAUUUUCUUUUCUCAGCCUCUUCUUUACUAUUAUCAUCAAUAGUAAAGAAGAAAGAAAUUAUCAUCAAUAGCAAUCAUCUAGAAACUUGAAUUGCCCAUACCACACUCUAUUCCAUAUGGUAGAAAAUUAUUUUAUUAAGAAACAGGGUGCUAAUAACUUACCUGGAAGGAACUUAAGACCUCUGCUGUAGAUACAGCUUUUAAUAAAAAUAUUUCUCCUACUACAUUAAAAAAAUAAUUAAAAGUGAGCAGAACACAGAUAAUCUCAGUAUGGAAUUUUAGCUGGAAGAAUGAGGGUAGGAGCUAUACUUGCCAGUUUGUAGUUUAAAGUUUGGGUACAUUUUAACUAUAAAGCAGGUGGGAAAACUCAAGUUUGCCUAUUCAUCCAACAGCCAGAGAAGUGUAAGUUGUCUCCAGAGGUUUAACAGCAAGGAACUUGCUAGGAAAUCAAUAUCCUUGAAGUACUGUAUGUGCCAAACUGAGUAAGAUCCAC
Messenger RNA from Melozone crissalis (California towhee), 6322 nucleotides. RefSeq names its product WD repeat domain 20 (gene WDR20). Bases 19 to 1809 code for a protein of 596 amino acids. Lineage: Eukaryota; Metazoa; Chordata; Aves; Passeriformes; Passerellidae. The record is from RefSeq and is a predicted model, not a curated record. The transcript is spliced from 4 exons. Gene Ontology annotation, molecular function: protein binding.